Messenger RNA from Venustampulla echinocandica, 474 nucleotides. RefSeq lists its product as uncharacterized. NCBI's taxonomy places the organism in Eukaryota, Fungi, Ascomycota, Leotiomycetes, Helotiales, Pleuroascaceae. The transcript is spliced from 2 exons. The coding region runs from base 1 to 474 and encodes 157 amino acids. Gene Ontology annotation, molecular function: oxidoreductase activity. The record is from RefSeq and is a predicted model, not a curated record.
AUGGCCGAACCCAUUCAAAAGAAGCGCCUCUUGCGUAUGACCGUGGCCCACUACCGCCAGCCUAACGUCACUGAAGAAGACUUCCACCGCUGGGUCACUGAACAGCAUGCCGCCCGCGCGGCUAAGCUUCAUGCUAAGAAUGGCAUUGAGGGGUUUUCUAUGUUCUUCGCCCCUAAGUCGUUCCGUAGCUUUACAUCGGAACUGAACAAAAUGCGUGGAAGCCCAUGGGUUGUCCGCGACUACGACGCUCAGGUCGAAUUCUUGUUCCGCGAUAUGGAAACGUUUUAUAAGGGGGCGGCUGACGCGGACUUUCAGGCGCUACAGGCAGAGGAGGAACCCUUCGUCAACGGUACUGGCGCUGAAAUCAGCAUCGGUUGGAUAGAGACGUACGUCGUUGAUGGAAACGUUGUGAAUCUUGAUCAAGCCGGAAAACCCACUUAUCCGGAGUUCAAAGAAGUGAGUGUCGCUCCGUAG